GCCAGGCCAUGGGGGUGGGGUCAGGAGGGAUGUACCACCGCUGUCUCGUUCUUCGCGUCCGCAACCCUUGUCCCAAUCCUCUCUAAAGAGCGCCGGACGCGAUACUCGGGCCAAAAUAGCACCUAAGGGGACAGAGCGCCCUUGAGCGGGUCUCAAUGUGAAACCGGAGAGGCGCUCCGCACGAGACCAGAAGGGGAAACUGAGGCCCAAGGAUAUUGAGUAUCUUUGCAAAUUCCCCAGCUGUGUUCGAACCAGACAGACCCUAGGACCCCUACUCUAUCCGCCACCCGGAAGAAGCUCCGUCCUUGUCUUUCCAUUCUGCCCUCCUGGCUUCCCAGUAAGGUAGGCAGGGCCUGGUGGUGCACCGCCCCGUUUUCGUAGAUUGAAGAAAGUGAGGUCCAGGGGGCUCAAGUCCCAGUUCCGAGUGUCCGCGAGCAAGCCCUUCACCCCUGCGAAGGUGUCCUGAGCGGGGGGAAUGGUCGUGAGGAUGCAGGAGGAGGUUUAUGCUGGGUGCCUUGGGCCCAAACCCUGCCUCCAGGCAAGGCUGGCCCCUGCCCACCUUCCUGGACCUCAAGCCUGGCCCCCUAGGUGCAUGCCAAGGCCCGUGAUGCCCUUAAAUCCUUCAACAGGACCAGGAGCCAAGUUAGCGUCCUUUUUUCUGUGAACACAUAUAAAGCACCGGCUAUGUGCUGUAAAUACCCAGGGAAAUUUGGGGAUGGCUCAGAGGAGCCAUGAGCUCAGACCACCUGCCUAGGGAGACACACUGGCCAAGCUGUGCUCAUAAAGAUAAGAUCCAUGAUGUUGGGGGGCCAGAGGAGGGGAAGGCAUGUUUAAGCUGGGCUUCAAAGGGUGAAAUAGGAGUUUGCCUGCUGGCGAAGUGGAGGGAAGGACAAUGCAGGCAGAGGAGCUGUCCACAUUUUUCCUGCAGGAAACUGGUAGAUGUGGAGAAUGCCCUUGGCAGGGGAGCAGAUGAGGCAGCCUUCUUGUUUCUCUGGGAUCCUGCUUCCUGCCCUGAAUCAGCUCAGUGCGAGUCCUGGGAUGAAGAGGCCUGACCAGGGGUGAAGACCUACAGGCCCUGGAGGACAGGCUGGAUGCAAGAGGAAAGCUUAGAGGGAAAGGCCUUGCUUCGGUGGGCAGGGAAAGGCCAUGUUUGAGGGCGAAAGCUGGGACCAGUGAGGCUGGAGCAGCCACCUCCAAAACUGAGGCCGUCUUGAUGGGCCGGUUGAUGGCUACGGACGCCUGCCAUGAUUAGUAAGGAUUGCUGUGGUUUACCGAGCCCUGUGGGCCAGGGCUUGCCUUAGCCUAUUCCUUUUUAUUUCAUCGUCCUCUGAGGAAAGGAAUUUCUGAAGUCCCAUCUUAUAGAUGAGGAAGGAAAGGCUCAUCUGGAAAAGAUGAGGUUGGGAAACCUGCUCAGGGACACAGAGCAGAAAGAGGUGGAGUGCGUACCGGGCCCUUCCUGUGGAAAGGGGAGCUAGAGCCAGAGGGGCUGUGCCAGUGAGGAUGCAGGAGAAGGCUUACCGUGGAUCGGCUUGCCCUCAAAGGGGAUGUCUUAGUCCCAGCUCUCCUAGUAGGGCUCAAAAUGUGGGACUCCUGCCCUUCUGCCCCACCCCUUACCCCACCCCGUCUGCUUGCCCAUUGGCUGGUCCCACGGGUCAGGGGCAACUGAAACCAUCUGGAGCCUUAAGGCUGGGCACAGGGGAGGGAGGAAAGAGGGAGGUAGUAGCUUGAGGUGAAGGGGGAGGACAAAAGAGGGUUAGAGAUGGCCUCGGAUUCGCCCUGGAGGAGGGUGCUGUACACCUCUUUUUGGGAGUUUAGGGCCAAUCAGGACUCAGGAUUCUCUAUGCCUGUCCCCUGCCAGUCUUUAAACAUAGGUGAGUGGAAUGGCAAGAUGGCUCAUGAGCAAAUGGUUUAGGGUCUGAGCUCCACUAUGGCCAAGCUGCUGGGCCUGCCUCUCCAGCCUGUUUGCACCUCUGUAAAAUAGGGCUGUUGAUAAGGUACUUGAGAGGGUAUUGGUGAGAUAACAGCUGCAAUAAUAACUUGUUAUUGUUUUCCUUUACCCCCCAGCACACAGCCCCAGGACCGCCCCUGACCACCCUCAACCAAGCUAUGCAUGCCAGGGGCCCCCACGGCCCACUGUUCCCGUCGCUGCCUCUCGCCUCCUCAGUCCUGAUGCUGCUGAUGAGCAGCCUGUGGCUGUUGGGGGCCGGCCCCAGCCUUGUCCUGGCCCCGGAGCUGUUGCUGGACCCCUGGCAGGUGCACCGGCUGCUGACCCAUGCCCUGGGCCACACGGCCCUGCCGGGCCUGCUCCUGAGCCUGCUGCUCCUGCCCACUCUGGGCUGGCAGCAGGAGUGCCACCUGGGCACGCUGAGGUUCCUGCAUGCCUCGGCCCUGCUCGCCCUGGCUUCCGGGCUGCUGGCAGUGCUGCUGGCAGGCCUGGGGGUGUCUGGUGCAGCCGGCGGCUGUGGAUACAUGCCUGUCCACCUGGGCAUGCUGGCUGGGGAGGGACACCGCCCUAGACGGCCCCGUGGGGCACUGCCACCGUGGCUGCCGCCGUGGCUGCUGCUUGCCCUGACCCCGCUGCUCAGCUCUGAGCCACCCUUCCUGCAGCUGCUUUGUGGCCUCCUUGCUGGCCUGGCCUACACAGCUGGGGCCUUCCGGUGGCUGGAGCCCUCAGAGCGGCGGCUGCAGGUGCUACAAGAGGGCAUCUUGUGCAGGACCCUGGCAGGGUGCUGGCCCCUGAGGCUCCUUCCCAUCCCGAGCAGCCUGGCCGAGCUGCCUGUCACCCAUCCUGCUGGAGUGAGGCCUCCGAUUCCUGAACCACUUUAUGUAGCCUCCUCUGACCUCUGGUCCCACUGUGAUGGCUCAGCCCUGCCCCCACCAGAUCUGAGGCCUGUGCAACCCACCUGGGAGGGCUCCUCAGAGGCGGGCCUGGACUGGGCCGGGGCCAGCUUCUCCCCAGGGACUCCAAUGUGGGAGGCCUUGGAUGAGCAGAUGCUGCAGGAGGGGAUCCAGGCCUCGCUUCUUGACGGGCCGUCCCAGGGGCCCCAGAGCCCACCCUGGCUGUCCAAGUCCUCUGUCUCUUCUCUGCGGCUGCAGCAGCUGGAGCGCAUGGGCUUCCCCACAGAGCAGGCAGUGGUGGCGCUGGCAGCCACAGGCCGCGUGGAGGGUGCUGUGUCACUGCUGGUCGGAGGACAAGUGGGCACUGAGGCCCUGGUGACCCAGGGGAAGGGUGGGCCUGCCCACUCUGAGGGUCCUGGGCCUCCCUAGCUCAGUCAGAGAGUGGGGGUACAGGCAGGCCCUUGGGUGCCAAGGGGCUGGGCUGCAUGUGGGUAGCCUGAACCCCUGCUCUGUCUGCUGAGGGCCACAGUGGGGUGCAGAGGCACCUCUGGAGGCAGGAGAGGCCCCCAGCAUGCUGCCCUAGUACACAUUUAGAAUAAAAACCAGUUUGUAUUUCAACCUGGACCUCCUUGG
This is a messenger RNA of Saimiri boliviensis boliviensis (Bolivian squirrel monkey), 3471 nucleotides long. It is a transcript of the gene RHBDD3, whose product is annotated as rhomboid domain containing 3. The record is from RefSeq and is a predicted model, not a curated record. Gene Ontology annotation, molecular function: protein binding; serine-type endopeptidase activity. NCBI's taxonomy places the organism in Eukaryota, Metazoa, Chordata, Mammalia, Primates, Cebidae. Gene Ontology annotation, cellular component: membrane.